Messenger RNA from Ostrinia furnacalis (Asian corn borer), 12292 nucleotides. It is a transcript of the gene uif, whose product is annotated as sushi, von Willebrand factor type A, EGF and pentraxin domain-containing protein uif. Lineage: Eukaryota; Metazoa; Arthropoda; Insecta; Lepidoptera; Crambidae. Gene Ontology annotation, molecular function: Notch binding; calcium ion binding. The transcript is spliced from 37 exons. Gene Ontology annotation, biological process: Notch signaling pathway. The record is from RefSeq and is a predicted model, not a curated record. Bases 263 to 10984 code for a protein of 3573 amino acids.
GCCUUUAAGAAAGCCUCAGUGCUGACCUGGCGGCCGAGGCAAGCGCACCGCCCGACCAUGUGACAGACUGUGACUUGAGUGUGGUGAAUUUGUGCUAGCACUGUGCCCGUGCGUUAACCCCAUCCCCUGAUAGUGCAUAACCGGAUUUUUGUUCACUAACCGCCCGCGACUCGAAAAAGGUACACAACGCGUGCGAAACAGCCCACGGAAGAGAAAAUCAAUUUCGCCUGUUAUUUAAUAUUGCCUAUUGAGUGCAUUUACGAUGUUGAUAAGGUGUCCGGCGGCACUCUGUGCCGUCGUGCUCCUCCUGGCUGCCACGCCCACUAGUUCAGAGGGAAAUCUAUUCACAUGUCCAAAUGGAUGGGAGUUAAAGGGGUUACACUGUUACAAAUUCUUCAAUAUCAGACAUUCAUGGGAAAAAGCUGCCGAGCUAUGUCGAAGGUAUGGCAGCGAACUGAUGGUAGUAGACAGUUACAUAGAAAACAACAUGACAGCUAGCAUGGUCCCUACUAGUCUUAGCAAUAACCACUAUUGGCUCGGACUUGCUACUGUCGACGACCUCAGAACAAACACACUCGAAUCAGCUGCCGGUGCUUUGGUAUCACAGUACGCAGGAUUUUGGGAUCUCCGACAACCAAAUCCCAAAAAUGGAGAAUGCGUAGACGUUCACAUCACGUCUGACGUCCAAUCAUGGGAACUCACCACUUGCGAAACUCUUCUGCCGUUCAUGUGCAAAGCCACCGCCUGUCCUGCUGGAACCUUCCAUUGUUCAAACGGAAGAUGCAUAAACUCAGCCUUCAAAUGUGACAAGCAAGACGAUUGUGGCGAUGCGUCCGACGAAAUGGACUGCGCUUCCGAGUGUCACUUUUACAUGGCCAGCAGUGGGGACGUCUUAGAGAGCCCUAACUAUCCUCACAAGUACCCACCCUUCAGCGAUUGUAAAUGGACUUUAGAAGGUCCUCAAGGCCAAAACAUUGUUUUACAGUUCCAAGAUUUUGAAACUGAAAAGUCUUUCGACACUGUUCAAAUUCUGGUGGGCGGCAGAACCGAAGACAAAUCAGUCAAUCUUGCGACCCUAUCAGGGAAACAAGAUUUAUCGACAAAACUUUUUGUAUCCGCUUCGAACUUCAUGAUUAUAAAAUUCAGCACGGAUGGAUCAGUCGAAAGGAAAGGUUUCCGUGCAUCAUGGAAAACAGAAUCUUCAAACUGUGGUGGUAUUCUUAGAGCUACUCCCCAAGGUCAAGUUUUAACUUCUCCUGGCUACCCAGUCGGCUGUCCGGGUGGUUUGGAAUGCAUGUACAUAAUUGAAGCUCAACCUGGCCGUAUUAUCUCAUUGGAAAUCGAAGACCUAGAGUUAGGUAUGAACAGAGAUUACAUAGUCAUCAAAGAUGGAAAUACUCCAUCUAGCCCAGUGCUUGCUCGCUUAACAGGCCCAGGUGAAGAAAACCAAAAGGUAGUUAUUUCUACUACGAACCAUUUAUACAUGUACUUCAGGACAAGUUUGGGAGAUUCUAAGAAAGGUUUCAACAUGAGAUAUUCUCAAGGAUGUAAAGCAACAAUUAUUGCGUCCAAUGGAACUUUCACUUCACCCGCAUACGGUCUAACUAACUAUCCUAAUAACCAGGAAUGUUUAUACAGAAUAAAGAACCCCAAUGGUGGUCCCUUGUCUCUCAAAUUCGACGAAUUCAAUAUCCACCCAUCUGAUGUUGUACAAGUUUUUGACGGGUCUAGUACAAAUGGACUGAGAUUACACUCUGAAAAUGGAUUUACGGUGAAACCUAGAAUAACACUUACUGCAUCUAGCGGUGAAAUGUUAAUAAGAUUUGUAUCUGAUGCAUUACAUAACGGCGAGGGAUGGAAGGCAACGUUCUCAGCAGACUGCCCACCUCUCAAGUCCGGAAUCGGAGCAUUAGCAUCAAACAGAGAUACCGCAUUUGGUACAGUUAUCACAUUUACAUGCCCUAUUGGCCAAGAAUUUGCAACGGGUAAAUCUAGAAUCACAACUCAAUGUUUAGACGGUGGAAAAUGGUCAACCACAUACAUACCGAGUUGCCAAGAGGUAUAUUGUGGACCAGUGCCACAAAUCGACAACGGAUUCUCUAUUGGAUCAACCAAUGUCACUUAUCGAGGUGUCGCGACGUACCAAUGUUACGCUGGAUUUGCUUUCCCAACUGGCCAGCCUAUUGAGAGGAUUUCUUGUUUAGCUGAUGGCAGAUGGGAAAGAACGCCUACUUGUCUUGCAUCUCAAUGUGUGGCCUUACCAGAAGUCCCACACGCAAACGUCACAAUUCUUAACGGCGGAGGGCGUAGCUAUGGUACAAUCGUACGAUAUGAAUGUGAGCCUGGUUACGUGCGGUCAGGUCAGCCUGUCCUCUUGUGUAUGAGCAACGGAACUUGGUCUGGAGACGUUCCUUCCUGCUCAAAGGCUUUGUGCCCGAAGUUCCCUGAAAUUAAGAACGGAUUUAUAGUGGACCAGACCAGAAUAUACAUGUACGGAGACGAAGCUCGAGUACAAUGUUAUAAAGGAUAUAAACUAAACGGACCCAGUGUGCUAAAGUGCGGACCGAAUCAAGACUUCGACGCGGCUCCUACCUGUGAUGACAUCAACGAAUGUCUGAGCAGCCAAUGCGACAGUGUCUCCACAGACUGCAAGAACACGCAAGGUGGUUUCUUCUGCCCUUGCCGACCUGGGUUCGCUCCCAGCUUGGACUGCAGACCAGUGGGCGAUCUCGGACUUAUCAAUGGUGCUGUGCCCGAUGAAUCUAUUACAACUUCAGCUCCGGAGCCUGGAUAUCACAAAGGAAUGGUCCGAUUGAACAAUGGAGGUGGAUGGUGUGGAAACAACUUGGAAGCUGGAGCAAACUGGAUUCAAGUGGACUUGAGAGCGCCAACUAUCAUCAGAGGUUUCAGAACCAUGAGUGUGAUGCGAGCUGAUGGCAACAUUGCUUUUACUUCCGCGAUUAGAAUUCAAUACACUAAUGACUUGACUGACGUCUUCAAAGAUUAUACGAACCCAGACGGUACUGCUGUUGAAUUCCGUAUCCUAGAACCUACUCUAUCAGUUUUGAACCUGCCAGUGCCCAUUGAGGCGCAAUAUGUCAAAUUCAAGAUCCAAGACUACGUAGGCGCUCCUUGUUUGAAGAUUGAAAUUAUGGGAUGUGCUCGAUUGGACUGCAAUGACAUCAAUGAAUGUUCGGAAAACAACGGUGGAUGUGAACAGAAGUGUAUUAACACGCCUGGAAACUUCUCAUGUUCUUGCAACCUUGGUUAUGAACUGUACUCAAGCAAUGGAACAGCUGGUUUCGCUAUUGAAACAUCUGAAACUGGUGAACGAGAUGGCGAUACUUACCAAAGAAAUAAGUCUUGUGUACCCGUCAUGUGCCCCCCUCUUUUGUCGCCCGAAAAUGGAAAACUGCUGUCUACAAAGAAAUCGUUCCACUUUGGUGAUAUUGUACAAUUCCAAUGUGAUUUCGGAUAUGUUAUGUCAGGAUUCUCAUCACUUCUUUGUACAUCAAGUGGCACAUGGAAUGGAACAGCUCCUGAAUGUCAAUAUGCUCGUUGUGUAACUUUAUCUGAUGAUAAAAACGAUGGACUGAAGGUCAUAAGGGACGACCCAGAAAGUGUAUUAGUACCUUACAGGGACAACGUAACAGUCACUUGCACGUCUCCAGGGCGACACCUAAGAAACACAUUGACAUCAUCUUUCAGACAGUGUGUUUACGAUCCUAAACCAGGUUUUCCCGAUUACUGGUUGUCUGGUGCUCAACCACAAUGUCCCAGAAAAGACUGUGGCGUGCCGAUGCCAACUCCAGGAUUCGUCUACAGUCCACUUGUUGACACAAAAUACCAAAGCUCUUUCUUCUUCGGUUGCCAAAAUACUUUCAAAAUGGCAGGGCAAUCUAGCAAGCACGACAAUAUUGUUAGAUGUCAAGCCAACGGCAUUUGGGACUUCGGAGACCUAAGGUGCGAAGGACCAGUAUGCGAGGACCCAGGCAGGCCAGCUGAUGGUUAUCAAAUCGCAAGAAGCUAUGAACAUGGAUCUGAAGUUUUAUUCGGAUGCUCGAGACCUGGAUACAUCCUGAUCAACCCUAGACCCAUCACUUGCAUACGGGAACCAGAAUGCAAAGUCAUUAAGCCUCUCGGACUUGCAUCUGGAAGAAUACCUGACUCGGCCAUUAACGCUACCUCAGAAAGACCUAAUUACGAGGCCAGAAACAUUAGGCUUAACUCAGUAACGGGUUGGUGUGGUAAACAAGAAGCUUUCACAUACGUGAGUGUCGACCUAGGAAAAGUACACAGAGUGAAAGCCAUUUUAGUAAAGGGUGUCGUGACAUCCGACAUUGUUGGCCGACCUACCGAAAUCAGACUGUUUUACAAGACCAACGAAAGUGCCAACUAUGUUAUUUACUACCCUAACUUCAACCUAACGAUGCGAGACCCAGGAAACUACGGAGAACUGGCAAUGAUUACGCUGCCUAAAUAUGUACAGGCUAGGUUCGUGAUUUUGGGCAUCGUCAGUUUCAUGGAUAAUGCUUGUUUGAAAUUUGAACUGAUGGGAUGCGAUGAACCUUCUCCUGAUCCACUGUUGGGUUACGAUUAUGGAUACUCUCCUUGUGUUGAUAACGAGCCUCCAGUUUUCCAAAACUGUCCUCAGCAACCAAUUAUAGUGCAAACUGAUGUAAACGGGGGUCUUCUUCCUGUAAACUUUACGGAGCCGACCGCAACGGAUAACUCGGGCGCAAUUGCCCGUUUAGAAGUUACUCCACAGCAUUUCAGAACUCCAAUACAAGUAUUCCACAACAUGGUUGUUCGUUAUGUUGCCUUUGAUUUCGAUGGCAACGUCGCCAUUUGUGAAGUGAACAUUACCGUGCCUGACUAUACUCCUCCAAAACUGAGCUGCCCGCAAAGUUACGUCAUUGAAUUAGUCGAUAAACAGGACAGUUACGCUGUAAACUUCAACGAAACUCGCAGACGUAUAAACGCAUCGGAUGCAUCAGGCGAAGUCUUCCUAAAAUUCAUUCCGGAGCGCGCAGUUAUACCCAUUCGUGGCUACGAAAAUGUCACAGUGAUCGCCUCGGACAAGUAUGGAAAUAAGGCUCAAUGUAACUUCCAAGUUUCGGUUCAAGCUACACCAUGCGUGGAUUGGGAAUUGAUGCCACCAGCACACGGAGCCCUCAACUGCCUCCCUGGAGAUAGAGGAAUACAGUGCAUAGCUACUUGCAGCCCAGGGUUCCGAUUCACAGACGGUGAACCUGUAAAGACUUUCAUUUGCGAAACCAAACGACAAUGGGUCCCAACCGCCGUUGUGCCGGAUUGUGUUUCUGAAAAUACGCAACAAGCCGCCUAUCAUGUAAUAUCAAGUGUGCAGUACCGCGCACUCGGUGCCGUCUCAAACGCCUGCUUACCUCAAUACAAAGACUUGUUAGCACAAUAUGACAAUAUCCUAAACGAGAGGCUAUCCCAACGUUGUUCUGCCGUCAACGUAAACGUAAACGUUACCUUCGUCAAAGUCAUGCCAACUCUCUUGGACGAAAACGUCGUGAAAAUGGACUUCGUUUUAUCGAUUACACCUGACAUCAGACAGACACAAGUUUACGAUCUUUGCGGUUCAACAUUGAAUCUGAUUUUCGAUCUAUCGGUCCCUCACGCCAGCGCACUUAUUGAACCUGUGCUUAAUGUUUCGUCAAUUGGCAAUCAAUGUCCUCCGUUGAGAGCUAUAAGGAGUUCGAUUUCCAGAGGUUUCACUUGCAGCGUCGGCGAAGUAUUAAAUAUGGACACGAAUGACGUACCAAGAUGCUUGCACUGUCCGGCCGGUACUUUUGCUGGUGAAAAACAAAAGUCCUGUACUAUGUGCCCACGUGGAUAUUUCCAAAACCAAGCGAGACAAGGUUCAUGCCUUAAGUGCCCACAAGGAACAUUCACGAGAGAAGAGGGCUCUAAGGAUAUCACCGACUGUGUACCUGUCUGCGGAUUUGGUACUUUCUCGCCAACUGGUUUAGUACCAUGUCUAGAAUGCCCACGAAACAGCUACUCUGGAGAGCCACCAAUCGGUGGAUUCAAAGACUGCCAAGCUUGUCCUGUAAACACCUUUACAUACCAACCUGCAGCACCUGGUCGAGACAGGUGCAGAGCCAAAUGUGCUCCCGGUACUUACUCGCCAACUGGAUUAGCUCCUUGCUCGCAAUGUCCUAGAAACUUCUACCAGAACUUAGCUGGUCAAACACUAUGCAGCGAAUGCCCUACCAACAUGAAAACAGUUGGCACAGGAGCUACAGGACUCGAGGAAUGUAUUCCAGUAGAGUGCUCUAACAGCGCUUGUCAACACGGUGGACUUUGUGUACCUAAAGGUCACGGCGUCCAAUGCUAUUGCCCAGCUGGUUUCUCCGGACGCAGAUGUGAAAUCGAUAUUGAUGAAUGUGCUAGCCAACCUUGCUACAACGGAGGAACUUGUACUGACCUACCCCAGGGUUAUAGAUGCUCAUGCCCAACAGGAUAUGGUGGCAUUAACUGUCAGGAAGAACGAUCAGAGUGCAGAAAUGACACCUGCCCUGAACGAGCUAUGUGCAAAGAUGAACCCGGCUUUAACAAUUAUACUUGUCUAUGUAGGUCUGGUUACACUGGUAUUGAUUGUGAUAUAACGGUUGAUCCCUGCACAGCUAAUGGCAACCCCUGCUCAAACGGCGCUACUUGUACUGCUCUCCAACAAGGAAGAUUUAAGUGCGAAUGUCUGCCAGGAUGGGAAGGACAACUAUGUGAAAUUAACACUGACGACUGUAUUGAGAAACCGUGUCUUCUUGGCGCGGCUUGCACAGAUUUAGUAAAUGACUUCAGUUGCGCGUGUCCACAAGGUUUCACAGGAAAACGAUGCCACGAAAAGAUUGACUUGUGCUCUAAUGAACCAUGCAAACAUGGUAUUUGUGUUGACAAACUAUUCGUUCAUCAAUGCAUUUGUGACCCAGGUUGGUCCGGACCUUCUUGCGAUAUCAACAUCAACGAGUGCGUUAUUUCGCCUUGUGAAAACGGAGGCCAAUGUAUUGACAGUAUUGACGACUUUACUUGCAUUUGUGAAGCUGGAUACACCGGGAAGAGAUGUCAGCAUACGAUUGAUGACUGUUUAUCGGACCCAUGCCAGAACGGAGCAACUUGUGUUGACCAAAUAGAUGGCUUCAUUUGUAAAUGUCGCCCAGGUUUCAUUGGUCUGCAAUGUGAGACGGCAAUUGAUGAAUGCUUGAAUGAACCAUGCAACCCGGUGGGUACAGAGCGAUGUGUGGAUCUUGACAAUAAAUACCAAUGCAUGUGCAGAGAAGGCUUCACUGGAGAGAUGUGUGAAACUAAUAUCGAUGACUGUGCGUCAGAUCCUUGUUUCAACGGCGGAUCUUGCAAAGAUGAAAUAGGAGGUUACAAAUGUAGCUGCCAACCGGGCUGGACUGGAAAGCGCUGCGAAAAGGAUAUCGGAAACUGCAUGAACAGACCUUGUCAAAACAACGCCAGAUGUAUUGAUCUCUUCCAAGAUUUCUUCUGCGUGUGCCCAAGUGGAACAGACGGAAAACAAUGUGAAACUGCACCCGAAAGGUGUAUUGGCAGCCCUUGUAUGCACGGCGGCAAAUGCCAAGACUUCGGCUCUGGUCUGAACUGCACAUGCUCUCAGGACUUCGUCGGCGUUGGUUGCCAAUACGAAUUCGACGCGUGUGAAGCUGGUCUCUGCCAGAAUGGAGCCACUUGCAUCGACGAAGGCGAAGAUUACACUUGCAUCUGCGCACCAGGCUUCAAAGGAAAGAACUGUAAUGAAGACAUUAUUGACUGCAAGGAGAACUCAUGCCCGCCUUCCGCUACAUGCAUCGAUCUACCUGGACGCUUCUAUUGCCAGUGCCCAUUCAAUCUCACUGGUGACGACUGCAGAAAAACUAUAAGUGUCGACUAUGACCUGUACUUCAGCGACCCUCUGCGCUCGAGCGCCGCUCAAGUGGUACCAUUCGAUACAGGCUCCACAGACAGUUUGACGAUCGCUAUGUGGGUACAGUACACACAACAAGAUGAGGGUGGCGUUUUCUUCACGGCUUACAGCGUCAGCAAUUCCCACAUCGCUCUUAACAGACGGCCAGUAAUCCAGGCGCAUUCGAACGGUGUACAAGUAUCCCUAUUCCCUGAACUUCAAGACGUGUACUUGAGUUUCGGAGAGUUUGCAACAGUUAACGACGGACAAUGGCAUCACGUUGCGUUAGUCUGGGACGGCAGCAACGGUGGAGAGUUAACUUUAAUCACUGAAGGACUAAUCGCCAGCAAACUUGAGGGAUACGGCAGUGGACGAUCACUACCUCAAUAUCUAUGGGUGACCCUGGGUAAACCUCAAUCUGACAACCCUAAGGCAUACACAGAAUCAGGCUUCCAAGGUCACCUGACGAAAGUACAAAUAUGGAACCGCGCUCUCGAUUUCACUAACGAAAUUCAGAAGCAAGUCCGCGAUUGUCGCACUGAGCCCGUCCUAUACAACGGCCUGGCCCUUACUUGGGCUGGAUACGACGAUAUCGUUGGUGGAGUAGAGAGGAUAGUUCCUUCACACUGCGGCCAAAGAGUUUGUCCUAACGGAUACACUGGAUCUAAAUGCGAGCAAUUACAAGUAGACAAGGAACCACCACGUGUCGACCGCUGCCCUGGAGAUCUCUGGGUCAUUGCCAAGAACGGUUCAUCUGUCGUCAGCUGGGAUGCGCCAGUCUUCAGUGACAACGUUGGAGUAGCAAGGAUUGUGGAGAAUUCAGGCCACAAACCUGGCCAGAACCUUGCUUGGGGAACAUACGACAUUGCUUACGUCGCGUAUGAUGCUGCUGGCAAUACAGCUACUUGCACCUUCAAAGUAACAGUAUUAUCUGAAUUCUGUCCUCCUCUGGUGGACCCACUUGGAGGCUACCAAUCCUGUCGCGAUUGGGGAGCGGGUGGUCAGUUCAAGGUGUGUGAAAUCGCCUGUCGCGACGGCCUACGAUUCUCACAACAAGUACCGCCAUUCUACACUUGCGGAGCUGAAGGCUUCUGGCGGCCGACUACCGACCCCAGUCUACCAUUGGUCUACCCAGCUUGCUCACCGGCUUCACCAGCUCAACGAGUAUUUAAGAUCUCCAUGCUGUUCCCAAGUUCGGUUCUCUGCAAUGACGCCGGUCAAGGCGUACUCCGACAGAAAGUCCGCACCGCUAUCAACCAGCUCAAUAGAGACUGGAACUUCUGCUCUUAUGCUAUUGAUGGUACUCGGGAAUGCAAAGAACUGGACAUAAACGUGAAAUGUGACCACAGAGCCAAUGUACGACAGACACGUCAAGUAUCGUCUCCGCCUAGCACUCCUACUGAAGACACGUAUGUUCUGGACGCAAUCAUCCCAGUGGAAGAGACUCGGAGCAGUAGGGAGGGCAGACAAGCGGGCGAUACCUACAGCGUUGAGAUCUCAUUCCCGUCUGUCAACGACCCAGUCAUCCACAGCGGAAACAACGAGCGAUCCACUGUGCAAAGGUUACUGGAGAAGCUUAUUCUCGAAGACGAACAAUUCGACGUACGAAACAUCCUUCCGAACACAGUCCCUGACCCAGCGAGUUUGCAGUUGGUGUCUGACUACGCCUGCCCGAUGGGACAGGUCGUUAUGGCCCCUGAUUGCGUGGCCUGCGCCGUUGGUACCUACCUCGACGUGGCGAGCGACUCCUGCAAGCCGUGUCCGACUGGCACCUACCAGUCCGAGGCCGGUCAACUGCAGUGCAGCACUUGCCCCUCCAUCGCUGGCCAGCCAGGAGUCACCCAAGCGGCCGGCGCGAGAAGCGCUGCUGAUUGCAAAGAGAGAUGCGCCGCCGGCAAAUACUACGACGCCGAGUCAGAACUAUGCAGGCCUUGCGGGCAUGGGUCAUACCAGCCGAAGGAAGGCGCCUUCGCUUGCAUAUCGUGCCCGAGGGGCCAGACCACGAGAGCGACUGAGGCCGUGUCCGCCGCUGAGUGCAGGGAGGACUGUCCUUCAGGCGAACAGCUAAGCAGCGAAGGUGGUUGCGAGGCGUGUCCCCGUGGCACUUGGCGUUCUAUCGGCUCGGGAGCCGCCUGCGCUUCCUGCCCGCCUGGUACCACCACUCCUCAAACUGGUGCUGCAUCACCAGACCAAUGCACUCUACCUGUCUGCAGACCUGGUUCCUAUCUCAACGUUACACUGAACUCGUGCAUACAGUGCAAGAAGGGUACAUACCAGUCGGAAGCUCAACAAACUGACUGCAAGGCUUGUCCCAUCAACACGAGUACUAAAGAAGCUGGAGCGACUUCAGAAUCGGACUGCACCAACCCAUGCGAGAUGAGCGGCCCUGAGAUGCAUUGCGACGUGAACGCGUAUUGUCUACUUAUGUCAGACACCAACGAGUUCAAGUGUCAGUGCAAGCCCGGCUUCAAUGGCACUGGAAAAGUGUGCACAGACGUAUGCGUGGACUUCUGCGACAACGGAGGCGAGUGCGUGAAGGACACGCGCGGCGAGCCCUCGUGCAGAUGCACGGGGUCAUUCACCGGCCGCCAUUGCAGGGACAAGAGCGAGUUUGCGUACAUCGCCAGCGGCGUCGCCGGCGGUGUCAUAUUCAUUAUCUUCCUGGUGCUGCUUGUAUGGAUGAUCUGUGCCAGGUCAACAAAGAGGAAAGAACCAAAGAAGACGCUGACGCCAGCGAUAGACCAGAACGGGUCGCAAGUGAACUUCUACUACGGUGCGCACACGCCGUACGCCGAAUCCAUCGCGCCUUCCCAUCAUUCGACCUACGCGCAUUACUACGACGACGAAGAGGACGGCUGGGAGAUGCCUAACUUCUACAACGAAACCUACAUGAAGGAGAGCCUUCACAACGGAAUGAACGGCAAAAUGAACAGCCUGGCCAGGUCAAACGCCAGCAUCUACGGAACCAAGGAAGACCUCUACGACAGAUUAAAGAGGCACGCGUACCCGGGUAAGAAAGAUAAGAGUGACAGCGACAGUGAAGGUCAGUAAACGCAACGAAGGACUGUUUUGUCGUAUUCUGGUCAAUCUUUCAUAAUACUAUAUCGUACUAGUUUCAAUUCUCGGUGUUCCCGAACAAUAAUAGUCAAUAUUAUUGGAUGUAUCUAGAGAUGACAGGUGUCACUCGCGUAUGGGCGUAGUUAAAUAGGGCCAAGUUCAACAAGUUUUUAGACAUUUCAAAUUUACAUCACAUUUAGAUAUUUGUUGUAACUAAUAACUAAAGAGUUUAUUAUUUUUUAAAUCAUCUGGCCUUUUGCUAGGUUUGUGGACGUAUCUAAUAAAAAACAAAACGAUGAAAAAAGAUCAAUGCAAUGUAUUAAUUAAGUAGGUAUAGCAGGUAGUAUGAACCGCCAUAAGUUUUCACUACGCCUGUACUAAUGCGGUUUUCAACCGAGAGAGUGAUUCAGUAUGUUAUUGUAGAAUUUGUAUUCAGUUAGUUUAAGUUUUAGGUGUAGCUUACAAAGAAUGUGUAUUAACACACUCACUGUUUAUUUACAGCCCCCACCAAAAAUACUUUUAUAUUGUCACAAAAACACAAUAGAAUAACGUAAGGAAGACACAAAUAAAAUAAAUGUAUUGCGAAACAGUGAAUGUGUUGAUGUUCUGAGAUUAUGAUCAACGAACAAAAUGCUCAAGUAUUUUACGCGAACACUGCCAUACAGGAAAGCAGACUUUGCAGGGACAUUGUAACAACAUUCCAACAUUUCAAUAUCAUGUAAAUAUUAAUUUUAUUGAAAUAUUUGUAUAUUUAUGGUAGAGCAAUCCACGUGUUGAUAUUGAUGAUUCGUUUAUAUUGUAACUAUGGGACCUCACCACAGAAUAGAUAAUAAUAGAAAAACAAAGUUUAAUUAAGGAAAUCUUUGAAAAUCUUACAUAUUGUGUAAAUACAUAGAGUUCAUUUUAUUUCCAUGCUCUUUGCUAUUAUGACCUACCUAUCAAUAUAACAAAAUAAUAAAAGAACUGUUGAUAUUAACACAAGUGGAUUUAUAGUGAAAGUCAAGUUUGUUUGUAUUAUAAACUGGACUGUAUUUUUAACCUUAUUAUAAGCAAGGAGAGUGAAUGUGUGUAAUGUGUAUGCAUAAAUGUAAGAAUGAUUUUAUGAUUGUAGAGAAAAUAAUAAAAUUGUGUAAAGUAUCAUAUCAUUAUUUUUGUACUAAAAUAUUUUAUUAUAAGACUUGGUAAUAACAAUAAUUUAUAGCUAAUGAAACAUUUCUGUAAGCAAUUUUUGUAAAUCGUUGACUUGUGUCAAUUUUAUUGAAAAAUAAUGUUUAUUUUUUGUAACUAAACCUGUAUAAAGUU